Molecule: messenger RNA, 489 nt
Organism: Carlito syrichta (Philippine tarsier)
Lineage: Eukaryota; Metazoa; Chordata; Mammalia; Primates; Tarsiidae
Product: heat shock cognate 71 kDa protein-like
Exons: 1
Biological process (GO): protein refolding; cellular response to unfolded protein; vesicle-mediated transport
Cellular component (GO): cytosol; plasma membrane; cytoplasm
Molecular function (GO): heat shock protein binding; misfolded protein binding; ATP-dependent protein folding chaperone
Source: RefSeq, a predicted model, not a curated record
GAGCUGAAAGAAAUGUGCUGAUCUUUGACCUAGGAGGUGGCACUUUUGAUGUGUCAAUCCUCACUAUUGAGGAUGGAAUCUUCGAAGUCAAGUCUACGGCUGGAGACACCCACUUAGGUGGAGAAGACUUUGACAACCGAAUGGUCAACCAUUUCAUUGCUGAGUUUAGACGUAAGCAUAAGAAGGACAUCAGUGAGAACAAGAGAGCUGUCCGGCGUCUCCGUACUGCUUGUGAACGUGCUAAGCGUACUCUCUCUUCCAGUACCCAGGCCAGUAUUGAGAUCGAUUCUCUCUAUGAGGGAAUCGACUUUUAUACUUCCAUUACCCGUGCCCGAUUUGAAGAAUUGAAUGCUGACCUGUUCCAUGGCACCCUGGACCCUGUAGAGAAAGCCCUCCGAGAUGCCAAACUAGACAAGUCACAGAUCCAUGAUACUGUCCUGGUUGGUGGUUCUACUCGUAUCCCCAAGAUCCAGAAGCUUCUACAAGACU